Centropristis striata (black sea bass) is the source of this 1179-nucleotide messenger RNA. It is a transcript of the gene nmbb, whose product is annotated as neuromedin Bb. Lineage: Eukaryota; Metazoa; Chordata; Actinopteri; Perciformes; Serranidae. The transcript has 3 exons. Gene Ontology annotation, cellular component: neuron projection. Gene Ontology annotation, molecular function: neuromedin B receptor binding; neuropeptide hormone activity. The record is from RefSeq and is a predicted model, not a curated record. Gene Ontology annotation, biological process: positive regulation of hormone secretion; neuropeptide signaling pathway. Bases 537 to 944 code for a protein of 135 amino acids.
CUCUGUUAUUUUGUGGGUCUGAAUCCUUAUUAAUGGUUGAAUUAUCACUGUAUGUUAAGGAAUAUGGCAUUUAUUUGGUUUGACAUGAAUUGUUAGAGAAUGACGAAUUCAUUUGAGGGAUUUUUUUUACCCAAACAAAUCUAAAUAUUUCAGCCUUAACAGGAUAAAACCAAACCUUAUUUAAUCAAAACCAAGUGGACGUUUGCACACUGAUAAAUUGUUGCUCGUGUAAUUGGGUGUCUGUGGAGACCGUUUUUCAGCAAGAAUUCGCAUCUGCCCUGCGUUUGAGAUGAAUCGUGUUGUGCGUAAAAUACGCACAGCCAGAGGCGCGGUCCAACGAAACGUUGACAAUGACUCGGCUGAGUGCAUUUCGAUUAAUGCAGCUGGCUGAAUCAAAAGUACACGCAACAUAAACAGAGCCCACCCCACACAGGAGAGCCUAUAAAAGGCAGGGUGCGCCUGAGCAGAUCCACCACCAACAGGAGACACUUGGAGAUUUUUGCGCCCUGUAGGACAGUUCACCACUCUGCGCCGAGAUGAGAGGGUUUUCGCUGAAUAAUGUUUGCCAGUGUGGCUUGUUUGCUUAUCUUGUCUUGUUUUCUUUCAUGUCUUUCACCGCCGCAGUCAGUUUCGACCUGACUGAGCUUAGGAAUAAAGUUGCAAAAAUUAAGGUGAAUCCAAGAGGCAAUCUGUGGGCUACAGGACAUUUCAUGGGUAAGAAGAGCGUGAUGGAUGCCCCCCUGCUGCCUUCAGCUGCGGGGCAGGGCAUUGAUGCGCUGGAAGUCACCCUGCCUGCGGAGCACAGCGCUCUGGUGGAGCUUUUCCAGGAGAUCCUGCGGGUGGCGUUGCAGUCGCAGGUGGAUACACAAGAGAGCCGCACGAAAAAUCAGGAGGCGGACAUGUUGAUGAAGAUUUUAGAAAGCUACAUCCAAAGCAGAAAGUGAUACAGAAGAUGUGUGGCACGCAUGCUCCGGGCUCACCUGGCCUCAUGGAUUCAAAUAAAUACUUUAGACUCAGUCUACAGUCUCCUGCUCAUCAUGAUUGUAAUUUACUGUAACUGUCAUACACUUCUCAUGUGCAAUUUGCAAUACGCAUAGGGGUUUUUCCAAUUUAUUUUGAUGAUGAUAUUUGACAUUGUCUUGUCCUUUAAAGUUAUUUAUAUUAAAUAAAAUAAUUAUU